AUGGAGAGGUCCAUGCAGGAAAUCAAUAAAGAUCCUCUCCUCUUGCCCAACCUCACCUUGGGUUAUAACCUCCAUGACAACUUUCGAGACAGAAGAUUGACAUUGGAUGGUCUGUUGGAUUUGCUUUCAACUGGAGAGGCCAAUGUUCCCAACUACAGCUGCGGAAGGAAGAGAAACAUGCUGGUUCUCCUGGAAGAGGCCAACUCUGAUAUAUCCAUCCUCAUGGCUGCCAUAUUGGGCAUCUACAAAAUCCCACAGAUGAGCUACACUUUUAUUUCACCCUUCCUGAGGUAUAAAACUCAAUUACCCUUUUUCUACCGGACCGUCCCCAAAGAAGGUGCUCAGAACCUGGGAAUUGUUAAAUUGCUGCUGUAUUUUCAAUGGACGUUCAUUGGCCUCCUUGCUGCAGACACUGAUAACGGAGAACGUUUCAUCAGGACCUUCAGUCCACUCCACCAUUUCCUGAAGAAUCCCCAGAUCUACAACAACACCAUGCAAGGGAUGUACUUGGAUGGGAAUGGAGAUUUGAUGGCUGACUUUGACCUUAUCAACCAGAGCCCAAUGAUCUUACCCAACAUCACCCUGGGCUACAAUAUUUAUGACAACUUCUUCAGUGCAAGAAUAACCUAUGAGGCCAUGAUGGACUUCCUGUCUACAGGGCAGGAGAACAUCCCAAACUACAGAUGUGGAAGACAAAAGAAUCUGCUGGCAGUUCUUGAAGAGGCGGCAUCGGAACUCUUUGAUCAUAUUUCCACUUUCUUGAGCCUCUACAAAAUUCCACAGAAAGUUUGGGAAAAAUGCACAGAAAAGGAGAUCCAGGAGAACCCGCCCCGUGCUAUGGUGAAAAGAUACCUGUUGAACGAUGGUGCCAGUAUUUCCGAUGCAAUCCAAGCUGUGGCCUGGAUCCUCAGUGCGGCUUCUUUCUCCCAACUGAGGAAGAGGAGGAUGCAGGCUUUGCUGAUCAGAUGUACAGAACGUUGUUCUCCAGGACAAGUCAAGCUGAUGAGAGAGGGAGCAGCUGUUUGCUGCUACGACUGUUCUCUGUGUGUGGAAGGAACAUUCUCUGUUCAAGAAGAUGCAGCUCAUUGCAGCAGGUGUCCAGAUGACCAGUAUUCAAAUAAAAAGCGAGAUCAGUGUGUCCUGAAAACUAUAAGCUUCUUGUCUUACAAAGAAAUCUUGGGACUCCUCCUGGCUUCCUUUGCCCUUACUUUGUCCCUAACCACUGCCUUUGUUCUGGGAAUCUUCAUUAAAUACCGAGAAACUCCCAUAGUCAAAGCCAACAACCGGGACCUCACUUACAUUCUCCUGGUUUCCCUCCUCCUUUCAUUCUUGACCUCCCUUCUAUUCAUCGGUCAGCCCAACAAAGUGACCUGCUUUCUUCGACAAGCCACUUUCAGCAUUGUUUUUUCUGUUGCCGUGUCCUCCUUGCUGGCCAAGACUGUUAUGGUGGUGGUGGCUUUCCUAGCUAAAAAGCCAGGGAGCAGGAUGAGGAAGUGGCUCGGGAAGAGUCUGGCCAACUUUAUGGUAUUUUCCUGCUCUUGUGUUCAGGUGGGCAUCUGCAUCAUGUGGCUUGGAAUCUCUCCCCCAUUCCCACAUUCUGACCUGCAUUCCCAACCAGGACAGAUCCUUCUGCAAUGCAAUGAAGGCUCAGUCGCCAUGUUCUACAUCGCCCUUGGUUACAUGGGCUUUCUGGCUGCCAUUUGUUUCUUGGUGGCCUUCUUGGCCCGAAAGCUGCCAGGGACAUUCAAUGAAGCCAAAUGGAUCACCUUCAGCAUGUUGGUCUUCUGCAGUGUUUGGGUCUCCUUCGUCCCCACUUACCUGAGCACCAAAGGGAAAUACAUGGUAGCCAUGCAGGUUUUCUCCAUCCUGGCUUCCAGCUUGGGUUUGCUGGGCUGCAUCUUUAUCCCCAAAUGCUACAUUAUUAUGCUGAGACCUGAUCUGAACACAAAGGAGCAACUAAUGAUGAGAAUGAAGGAGGGCUCCUAG
This is a messenger RNA of Ahaetulla prasina, 1986 nucleotides long. Its product is annotated as vomeronasal type-2 receptor 26-like. The transcript has 9 exons. The coding region runs from base 1 to 1986 and encodes 661 amino acids. Gene Ontology annotation, biological process: G protein-coupled receptor signaling pathway. NCBI's taxonomy places the organism in Eukaryota, Metazoa, Chordata, Lepidosauria, Squamata, Colubridae. The record is from RefSeq and is a predicted model, not a curated record. Gene Ontology annotation, cellular component: membrane. Gene Ontology annotation, molecular function: G protein-coupled receptor activity.